CUGUAUUUCAGGAUCCGUCGUCGACGCCGUCAUCGGGUAUCGUGGUCCCGUGAAUACGUCGCGUUCUAACGAUCAUCAUUCUCUCGAGGGAGAGAAAUCGAGCGGAGCGUAGAGCUGACCCGUGUACUUUCGGACGUGCGUAGUGCCGUGCGCCUGAGUCACGACAAACAUUACGGUGGUGUGUGCGCGCGCGCGUUAAUUUAUUCGAUUUUAUGAUCAUUGACAAUGACCGCGUCCGUGGAGGAUUACUACGACGGUUCCCGGACUUUUUCCUGGCUCGCGGACCUCAUCGGCUUGCCGAUCGACCAGGUGAAUUUCCUGUUGACACAGUUCACAGCGCUGUUAUUGGCCGGAUUUUUGAGAAGAUUCCUUAACCCAAACGUAGUCUCAGCAGCUACCAGACAUGUAUUCGGUCUGAUCAUCGGUCUCACGCUUGGAUACUUCUGCUUCGGCAGGCAGGCGAUACAUCUUGCAGGUCUCCCCGCAUUAUGUUACAUUGUAAUGCGCACACAAAAUCCUCGCAAUUUGCAGAGGAUUGUACUGACGACCGCGCUGUUCUAUCUGUCUUGCGUGCAUUAUCAUCGACAGAUCUACAAUUACGGCUCGUACACUCUAGAUAUCACCGGGCCGUUGAUGGUGAUAACGCAGAAGGUAACCAGCCUUGCGUACAGUAUACAUGACGGGUUAACGCGACGCGAGGAGGAACUGACGCCAACGCAGCGUCAUCAAGCCGUGAAUAUUCGUUUCAGAAUGAUGCCCAGCACAUUGGAGUACUUCAGUUACGUCUUCCAUUUUCAAGCUCUGAUGGCCGGCCCGGUGAUAUUGUACCGCGAUUACAUGGAUUUCAUUCAGGGACAGAACUUAGCCGGAGCGAAACCUCUGACGGGCUGCGACAUGAAUUCCGGUUGUUACAGCGAAAUCGUCCUGGAACCAUCGCCGGCGUUGGUCGUUGUUAAAAAGGUGAUCGUGAGCUUGUUGUGCGCGGUCAUGUUUGUGACAUUUAUUCCGAGCUACCCGAUCCAGAAGCUGAAAGAGGAGGACUUCCUGGAGAACACCAACAUGUUCCAGAAGAUGUGGUAUCUGACGGUCUUGACCAUGCUGGCACGGUUCAAGUAUUAUCACGCGUGGAUAUUCGCCGAUGCCAUUUGCAACAAUUCUGGCCUCGGUUAUAACGGACAGGAUGAAAACGGGAAGCCCAAAUGGGACCUGUAUUCUAACGUGGAUGUUUAUGGUUUCGAGAUGUCUCUUAGUCUGCGGGACAGCAUUGAGCAUUGGAACAAAGGAACCAAUAGGUGGCUUAGAUCUGUUGUAUAUGAAAGAGUCAAGCAUAAUAAACUUAUAUUCACGUAUGCCCUGUCUGCCUUGUGGCACGGAUUCUAUCCUGGCUACUAUUUGACAUUCGCCAAUGGAGCCUUCUUCACUUUGGUGUCACGGGUUGGUCGUCGUAAUAUUCGACCACAUUUCUUGGGGUCCAAGAACAAAAAGUUCCUCUACGAUGCGCUUACGUUCACCGCAACGCGAAUCCUAAUGCCCUACAUCACAUUAAGCUUUAUACUCUUGGAAUUCGUACCAAGUAUCCGAUUGUACCUGUAUAUAUACCUGAUCCCACAUAUAGUGGGUCUAGCUAUAAUAAUCAUCGCACCUCGUCUUCCGAAGAUACCGUCGAGCAAGAAAUUUGUCGACAAGGAGUGUAACGUUUCUCAGGAAUUAAUUAACGGGACCGCUCGCAAAACAAUGUAAGCUGUAUUUUUGACGCGACCGGAAUACUACGGUCAUAAAAGAAACAUAUUUUUU
This is a messenger RNA of Dufourea novaeangliae, 1794 nucleotides long. RefSeq names its product lysophospholipid acyltransferase 1 (gene oys). The transcript is spliced from 11 exons. Gene Ontology annotation, biological process: lipid modification. Bases 226 to 1740 code for a protein of 504 amino acids. Gene Ontology annotation, cellular component: membrane. Gene Ontology annotation, molecular function: acyltransferase activity. NCBI's taxonomy places the organism in Eukaryota, Metazoa, Arthropoda, Insecta, Hymenoptera, Halictidae. The record is from RefSeq and is a predicted model, not a curated record.